Wasmannia auropunctata (little fire ant) is the source of this 2682-nucleotide messenger RNA. RefSeq lists its product as uncharacterized. The transcript is spliced from 5 exons. Lineage: Eukaryota; Metazoa; Arthropoda; Insecta; Hymenoptera; Formicidae. The coding region runs from base 1 to 2247 and encodes 748 amino acids. The record is from RefSeq and is a predicted model, not a curated record. Gene Ontology annotation, biological process: proteolysis. Gene Ontology annotation, molecular function: aspartic-type endopeptidase activity.
AUGGCGGCUUCGCUUUACAAGACGCCAUUUUUCUACGCCAUUCCAGACGCGGAAGUUGUGGCAGAGGGAAAAGAUGCGUACACGAAGACAAAAGAAAAAUUAAUGGAAUAUUUCAAACCGAAAUUAAACAAAACGUUCGAAAGGCAUAUAUUUCGUGGUCUAACGCAAAAUGCAAGUGAAUCCGUUGGACAAUAUGCGACGCGUUUAUGGCAACAGGCGAAAUAUUGUGCGUUUACGCAAGAAGACAAAGAAAUACGCGAUCAAGUGAUUGAACAUUGUUAUUCGUCGGAAGUCCGGAAACGUGUGUUAGAAAAAGGAGAUCAGACACUAGUGGAAGUCAUAGCAAUAGCACAGUCAAUAGAAGUAAUGACCGUGCAAAUAAAACAAAUGGAAGGUGAAACAGUAAUUGCAAGAAUCUUCCACGGAACAACACGUAGCAAAGGAAAGAAAAAUCAGAAACAAGACAAGGAUAAGAUAAAGAAGGAUGAUAUUAGAAGAGUCGGAGACUUGGAAGAAAGUCCUGAGCGGAAUGCUAGCGGACAACCGGGUUACAUCUUUGGACUGAUGGGGGAGCCACUCUACGCGCGAGACGAGAGCAGGAUCUGGGUGCGAGUUGGAGGAGUGUCGGUGCAGUUUAUCAUCGACUCUGGAUCAUCGGUUAAUGUCACCGAUGAGCAGACUUGGGGAUUCUGCAAGAAGAAAAGAACUCGUUGCGAUUCAAUGAAGUUACCAGAUAGAAAAAUUUUCGCGUGUGGUCAGGAUAAACCGUUAGAAAUUCUCAGAGAAUUUACGUCAAAAAUGUCGAUCGGAGGAAAAGAGACAAUCGCGAGGAUAAUGGUAAAGAAAAACGCGGGUGAAUCCUUGUUGAGUCGGGAGACAGCGAUAGAACUGGGAGUUUUACGAUUAGGAACACAGUGUCAAAUUUCGAAAAUAGACGAAAGAGAGGAAUCAGUAUUCGAAGGAAUAGGGAAAUUGAAAGAUUUCAGGUUAGUUUUACCAAUCGAUAAUUCUUGUGUUUCGAUGGCACAACCAGUAAGGCGAAUACCAUUUAAAAUACGCGAUAAAAUAAAGAAUGAAAUAGAGAAGUUACUAAAAGCGGAUAUUAUCGAGAAAGUCGAGGAACCUACACCAUGGGUUUCCCCUGUAGUGCCGAUUGAGAAAAAGAAUGAGGAAGUAAAAUUGUGUGUCGACAUGCGACGAGCUAACCAAGCCAUUCAGCGCGAGAGAUUUCCAAUGUCUGUUUUAGAAGACGUACUUACCGAAAUAUAUGAGGCUGAAUACUUUAGUACAAUAGAUAUCGAGAAAGCAUAUCACCAAAUAGAAUUAGUAGAAGAAUCGCGAGCGAUCACAACGUUUGCGACGGAUUUUGGACUUUAUUGGUAUAAACGGCUCAUGUUCGGAAUUAAUUGUGCUACUGAAAUUUUCCAAAGAAUUUUAAGAGAUGUGUUAAAUAGCAUAGAAGGUGUUAUAAAUUAUUUGGAUGACAUUCUAGUCUUUGAUGCUAAUCCAGUAGCCUUAGGCGCGGUUUUAACGCAAUUAGAAACAAAUGGCUGGAGAGUUAUUUGUUAUGCUAGUAGAGGAUUAACGGAUUGCGAGAAAAGAUAUUCGCAAACGGAAAAGGAAGCAUUGGCACUGGUGUGGGUGUGUAAACGGUUUCACAAUUGGAUAUACGGAAGCAAAUUUGAUUUGGUCACAGACCACAAGGCUCUUGAAUGCAUUUUUGGACCGAAAUUGAAACUAUGUACGCGGAUUGAGCGAUGGGUGUUACGGUUACAAGGUUAUAAAUAUAAAGUUAUAUAUGAGAAAGGAAUGUCAAAUAUCGCGGAUCCGUUGUCUAGACUGGUUAUUGAUGAAAAAAAUCGAGGAGAGUUAUACUCGAAAGAAUACGAACAAUAUAUCCGAGCUGUUGUUACAGCAGCAAUAUCUAAAGCGUUAAGAUCAAAUGAGAUUGAAACAGAAUCUGCAAAUGACUCGUUGCUUAAGGAAGUUCGAUUAGCGUUAAAAACAAGGAACUGGGACAGCUUGACGAGCUCAAAGAUGAAGAAAAAAAAGACAGCAGAAAAUUCGAGAAAAUUGACGAAUUACCUAGCGAAUUCGAGUGUUGCUUUUGUACUACGAAGUUUGUCGAACCAGACCAAGAGAGACACUCGCAAGAUGGGAUCUGCGGAUCUGGAAACUGACCUUUCCUCGACUCCAAAUGCCUUCUCCGAUCUCCCCGCUGAGAAAAAGAUCGAGGAACUCAGAUAAUUCCACUCGCAAGGGACUCAACAUCGGCGCGCAGCCCGGAUCGUGUUCUGCCGAGUAAUAUAACAUUAUCAGCCGACUGGGAUAAAGGAUACAAUCGAUAUAGAAGAAUAAAAGUAUAUUCUACGUUUGGGAGGAAACCGAAGAGUCAUAGACCGAGGAAUCAGAAAGUUACACGUCGCCUGGUUUUCCAUGCGAUAUAAAGAAAUUCGGAUCGGAGAAGUUGACUACUGUACCUUGGCUUAUUUGACGAGAUUCACUGAGAGUAUAGAACCAAACGGCCCUUUUCAGGACCACAUAAUAAAUCACAAAAAUAAAUUUAUCCUGAAAAACUUGUAAAAUAAUCGAUAAAAUAAAUUUUCUAAAAAUAUCUUCGUAAAAGCUAAUUAGUUGAUGAAACAUUAACACUACCAUUAGUAAUAGCAUUUAAAUCUAAUU